GGAAUAAGGAGAAGUUCGGUCUCGCCUGCGUCGGGGGGCGGAGACUGGGGCUUGAGAAGGCCCCGCCUCUGCCCCGGCGCGGUGCCCUUCGGAAUUCUUCCCCUGAGGGGUGUUCGCAGUUGGUGUCCGGAACUUUGUUUGCGGGCGGCGGGGCGGGCGGAAGGUUUUUCCGCACGGACCAGACCAGGCUGUGCCGGGAGCGGGAGCUAUGGUGGGCUGGGGGCCGCUGCUGUGCCGGGCGGGGGUGCGCCUGCUGGCGGGAAGUCCGGGCGGCCCAGUGCAGGCGGCGGCCGGUACCGGGAACAGGGGACCCUGGUGCUUUAUAGUCAGGCAUAUUAAUAGCACCACCUGGUGGGAUGAACAUCUUUCUGAAGAGAACACCCAGUUCCUUAAGCAGUUAACAGCAGAAGAAUACAGAGCUCAAACAGCCAGUAAACUGUGUCCACUGAAAGAUGAGCCUUGGCCACUGCACUCAUGGAAACCAGGUUCCCGCAGAGUUGGCCUUGUUGCAAUAAAGUUGGGAAUGAUUCCGUUAUGGACCAAGGAUGGUGAAAGACAUGCUGUCACAUUACUUCAGGUGAAAGACUGCCAUGUUUUAAAGUACACACCAAAGGAGUAUAAUGGAAAAACAGCUACCCUACUCAUUGGAGGGAAAAAUUCAUCUCCUUUUUAUAAACCAGAGUCUGCAAUGGAGGUUUUCAGAGAAGCAGGAGUACCACCAAAGCAGAAAACUACAAUAUUUAAGGUGUCAGAUAAUGCUAUAAUUAAGCCAGGUACUCCUCUGUAUGCAGCUCACUUCCGUCCAGGGCAGUUUGUGGAUGUCACUGCCAAAACAAUUGGUAAAGGAUUUCAAGGAGUCAUGAAAAGAUGGGGAUUUAAAGGCCAGCCGGCCUCCCAUGGCCAAACUAAAACACACAGAAGACCUGGGGCAAUAUCCAACACUGCUGCUGGCAAAGUUUUCCGUGGAACAAAAAUGCCUGGGAAAAUGGGUAAUAUCUACAGGACUGCUUUUGGAUUAAAGGUGUGGAGGAUCAACACAAAGCACAACAUUAUUUAUGUAAAUGGUUCUGUCCCAGGUCACAAAAAUUGUUUGGUAAAGGUCAAAGAUACAAAUGUACCUACUUACCGAGACUGCAAUAAAAAUCCUCCAUUCCCCACAUUUUUUGCUGAUGGAGAAGAAGAGCUACCAGAAGACUUGUACGAUCAGGAAGUUUUCCAGUUCACUGAUCCCUCUGUCAUAUAUGUUUAGUGUUAUUGACAUCUUUAAGAACGUGCAACUUUCACAUUGUUUCUGUGAACUUUUCAAUGCUGAACAAUUACAAACCCAGAAACUGCACUCUAGCUGAAUGACCUGAACGCAUCAAACAUUAUGGGGUUUUUUUUUCAGGUAGCAAGAUUUACCACAAUCUGUUCCAAAACCGUAUUAAAACAGUGGGUGGUGGUAAGUUGGUGUGUCUCAGGGAAGGGUUUCAAAGUAAUGGGUAUAUUGUUGACUUAUCUUUUUACAUUACAAAAUCGCUUCUUGUAACUUUUUCCCUUUCACAGACUGCCAAGAUUUAUAUUUCUUUAAAUCCAUUGUCUUGGAAUUGCGUUCAUCGGUUACAUGAUUGAUGAAGUUGAGACUAUUAACAGAACAAAAUUUAUAGUUGUUUUUUCCCCUGAGGGAUAUGUACUGAUUAACUUGGACUAAACAGAAAAUAAAAGGUUUAUUAAAUAUC
This is a messenger RNA of Trachemys scripta elegans, 1718 nucleotides long. It is a transcript of the gene MRPL3, whose product is annotated as mitochondrial ribosomal protein L3. Gene Ontology annotation, cellular component: mitochondrial large ribosomal subunit; ribosome. NCBI's taxonomy places the organism in Eukaryota, Metazoa, Chordata, Testudines, Emydidae. Gene Ontology annotation, molecular function: structural constituent of ribosome. The transcript is spliced from 10 exons. The record is from RefSeq and is a predicted model, not a curated record. Gene Ontology annotation, biological process: translation. The coding region runs from base 209 to 1249 and encodes 346 amino acids.